[Candida] anglica is the source of this 2321-nucleotide messenger RNA. NCBI's taxonomy places the organism in Eukaryota, Fungi, Ascomycota, Pichiomycetes, Serinales, Debaryomycetaceae. The record is from the annotation of a GenBank genome assembly.
UUAUUUUUUUACAAAUAAAGUCUCGGCUCGGAUUCAUAAAAUAUAUCGACAUUAAAUAGGAAGUAUUGUGUAUAUAUUGCCACAUUCCUCUACUCUGACCUGAUCCCGUAGUACACUCUGUUACCGACCUUCCGUGACCACCCUCUCUCGUCCAGCCCAGCGACCGACCCCCCCAUUGGCCGUCCUAUCCACCAAGCCCUGCCGUGCCCAUUCCAGUAUCUCUCUCAAACGUAAGUGUGGCUAAUUUUAAAUUUUACAUACAUACAAUUUUAUUAUUAUUAUUUUUUUUUUUUUUGUAUUACCGGUGACUUUGUUUGAUUUCAGGAAUUUUUGCUACAAGGUUACUCUUUUUAGAAUCCUGACAAGUUCUACUGUACUGACCAUCAACACCGCAGCAACAGAGCUCCGAUACAACAUCAUCUUUCCUACCAUGAACUACUCGCUCUUCACGGAAGAUUACGGGUCCGGGUCCGGGUCCGGGUCCGGCUAUCCUCCAACACUUGACGGUGGCACAACCACCACAGUUGAAGAGGUGAAUGCACUCAAUUUGAACGACGAGAUCUUUUUCUCCACCAACCAGCCGGACACCAGGGAGGGAUUCGACGAUCCUCAGAACAACAAUAAUAGCAACACUGCCAACACCACACCUGAGUUCCAGACCCCACCACAGCUGACAAAUUAUGACUACAUGAACAAGAGAACACAUUCAAAUUCGUUUAGUCUCCCCAUUGAUCAACUCAACUUGCUCACGAUACGGCCACUCACAUCACAAUCGUCCAAUACAUCCAAAUCACCCUCCCCAACCUUAUCGGGCGAGUUCCCUCAUUUUUACAAUCCGGACGCCGUGAUGGAGGAACCAACGAUUAACCCUAGACAGUUGUUUAAUGAUCAUAAGCCAAUCGCAGCGUCCUAUAGCUCUCCUUCACUCACCACUUUAUUCAAACAACAAGAAUUGCCCCUGCAACAAGCAAGAAACAUCAAUACUAAUAAUAAUAAUUCUACUACUACUACGACUAGUACUUCUGUUCACCGGUACCCUCAUAACCGUCACAGCAUUAGUAUAGGCCCAUCUACUACCACUGCCAUUGGUUCUGGCAACUCUUCUUAUAAGAACUCAUCCAUGGAAUCCCCAGUUGAUGGAUCCAGCGCAGGCGCCGGGAUCCAAAAUAACACCAAUACCAACAAUUCAAUCACUCCAAGGUUUGAUUUCAUUAUGAAUGAUGAAUGUCUUAAUGCCAUUCAUUAUUGGCUCAAUAGUAGUCUGCAGAAGAUUUCUACUGACGUUGACAAUGACAGCUGUGCUGAGAUCAUUGGGAAUCCUACCGGAAUUUUGAAAUAUCAAAGACGUCGUAAUUCUAUCCAAGUACCAAAUGGGAACAAUGGGAAUAAUGCAGUGGAGAGUAGAAGUAGUAGUAAUUCUACAUCACAAAAGAAGAAACGGAGAAAGUCAUGUAAUUAUGAACAAGCUACUUCGGGACAAUUUGCCAAUACUUUGAAAGAAGAGGAAUUUAAUGAAGAUUUGCUGUUUAUCAAGCCAAAUACAGCUCAAUUACCAUCUCAAAGAACCCCACCAAACGUUCAUCAAUCAUUUUUCGCCCCCACAGGCCCAAUGUUUGAUAAAUUGAAGAGUAAUCAAGCAUUCCAUAAAUCACCUCCACAACUCAAAACACAAAUGAGACCAUUCCAAUCCCCCAAGGCUACACUCCCACUGCAAUCUGUUCCACAAUUACGAGCACAACAUGACGAAUUUACCUCAAAUACUCCAUAUCAUGGUGGAUCACCAAGAAAGUCUAAUAAUGGGUCUGGGCCAGCUUUCAAUAAUGUGGAUACUUCAAUUAAUGGGAAAUUACCAGGUAAUAACUCUGGAAUUACUUCUUCUACCACCCUCACCACUUCUAAAAAUGAAGCACCAACUCCAGCACCACCAACUCCAGCUCUCACCACAACCUCGUCAUCAACGGGCUCUUCUUCUUCCACCACCAAGCUGAACAACCAAUCGGACGAGGAUGAUGAUUCUGAUGAAGAAAAACCAUUCCCAUGUCCAGAAUGCACCAAACAAUUCAAACGAUCUGAACAUUUGAAGAGACAUAUCCGAUCUGUUCAUUCGAAUAUUCGGCCUUUCCACUGUAAAUAUUGUGAAAAGAAGUUUUCCAGAUCGGAUAAUUUGGCACAGCAUUUGAAGACCCAUUAUAAAACCUUACCCGAUGGAACCACCACCAUAAUUCUUGGGAAUCCCAAUCUAUAUAACAGAGGAGGACGUAGAGGCAAGGGGAGCACCAGUAGUGUGUAAUGAUUUAUGUAUUGAUUUAUUGGAUGAAUAA